UGUGUAUAGAGAUGAUCAGACUAGAGAUCCUUCUCAAGCAGUGAAUGAUGAACUACAGAGAGUCAAACAGCAGCACAAAACCAGCAUGAAGAACAAGUAUGAGAGAUUAUGUGAGGGACUGAAACUCCAGGAGAAUGAAAGCCUCCUGAACAGCAUCUACACACAGCUCUACAUCAUAGAGGGAGAGAGAGAAGGAGUGAAUGAAGAACAUGAGGUUUUACAGAUGGAGAAAACAGCCAGAACACAACACUCACAAGACGCUCCAAUCUACUGCAAUGACAUCUUUAAAACCUCCGCUGAAGCAGGAUCUGAGGAGAAAGAGCAGAUCAAGACUGUUCUUACUAAAGGCAUCGCUGGAAUCGGAAAAACCGUCUCUGUGCAGAAGUUCAUUCUGGACUGGGCCGAGGGAAAAGCCAAUCAGGAUGUAGAUUUCAUGUUUGUGCUUCCAUUUCGAGAGCUGAACUUGAUCCGAGGUCAUCAGUACAGUCUUCACAGACUUCUGCUGGACUUUCAUCCUGAACUUCAAGAUCUGGACUCACAGAUUUAUGAGGAGUGUAACGUUGUGUUCAUCUUUGAUGGUCUGGAUGAAAGCAGAAUCACACUGAUGUUUUCAGAUGCUCAGAAAGUUUGUGAUGUGACUGAGACUUCAUCAGUGGCUGUGUUGAUGUCAAAGCUCAUGAAAGGAGAGCUGCUUCCCUCUGCUCUCAUCUGGAUCACCUCCAGACCAGCAGCAGCCAAUCAGAUCCCCUCCGAAUACAUCCACCGUCUGACAGAAAUUCAGGGAUUCACUGAGCCUCAGAAGGAGGAAUAUUUCAGGAAGAGAAUCAGUGAUGAGCAUCAAGCCAGCAGAAUCAUCUCACACAUCAGAAGAGCAAGAAGCCUCCACAUCAUGUGCCACAUCCCCGUCUUCUGCUGGAUCUCAUCCACUGUGCUUCAGAAGCUCCUGGAAGAAGAUCUGAGUGCAGAAAUCCCUCAAACUCUGACUGAAAUGUACAUCCACUUCCUGCUGAUUCAGAUCAACAUGAGGAAGCAGAAGUAUGAAGAGAGAGAUCCAGAGAAACUCCUGCCGUCCAACAGAGAAGUGAUUGUGAAACUUGCUGAAGUGGCUUUCAAACAGCUGAUGCAGGGCAAUGUGAUGUUCUAUGAGGAGGACCUGAUUGAGAGCAGCAUAGAUGUCACUGAUGCCUCAGUGUAUUCUGGAAUUUGCACUGAGAUCUUUAAGCAGGAAUCUGUGAUUCAUCAGAGGAAAGUCUACAGCUUCAUUCAUCUGAGCGUUCAGGAGUUUCUCGCUGCUUUCUAUCUGUUUUACUGCUAUUUAACAAAGAACAAGGAGCCACUGGAUGAAUUCAGAUUAUACAGAUCUGAUAAUGUCUCUCUGUAUGAUCUACUAAGAUCGGCAGUAGAUAAAGCUCUCGAGAGUAAGAAUGGACAUCUGGAUCUGUUCCUACGGUUCCUGCUGGGCGUCUCACUGGAGUCCAAUCAGAGACUGUUACAUGAUCUACUGACACACACAGAGAACAGCUCAGAGGCCAUCAGAGAAACCACGCAGUACAUUAAACACAAGAUCAAAGAUGAUCCUGAUGAUGAUGAUCUCUCAGCUGGUGAAUCCAUCAAUCUGUUCCUCUGUCUCCUGGAAGUGAAAGAUCAGACUCUGUUCAGAGAGAUUCAGGAGUUUGUGAAAUCAGACAAACACUCAAAGAAGAAACUCUCUCCUGCUCACUGCUCAACAAUCUCCUACAUGCUUCAGAUGUCAGAGGAGCCACUGGAUGAACUGGACCUCAUGAAAUACAACACAUCAGCUGAGGGGAUAAGAAGACUGAUACCAGCUGUGAUCAACUGCAGAAAAGCUUUGUGA
Messenger RNA from Carassius carassius (crucian carp), 1855 nucleotides. RefSeq names its product protein NLRC3-like. NCBI's taxonomy places the organism in Eukaryota, Metazoa, Chordata, Actinopteri, Cypriniformes, Cyprinidae. The coding region runs from base 86 to 1855 and encodes 589 amino acids. The transcript has a single exon. The record is from RefSeq and is a predicted model, not a curated record.